Messenger RNA from Dermacentor silvarum, 1928 nucleotides. RefSeq lists its product as uncharacterized. NCBI's taxonomy places the organism in Eukaryota, Metazoa, Arthropoda, Arachnida, Ixodida, Ixodidae. The transcript has 4 exons. The record is from RefSeq and is a predicted model, not a curated record. The coding region runs from base 453 to 1076 and encodes 207 amino acids.
CUUUACGAGAUGAUGUAAAUGAAAGAUCAAGAAGUAACCCCGCUUUAAAAGCCGAUAUAUGUGAUGAUCACCUUAUAUAUUUACCGGCUGUGGAAGCUGAUGUCUAUGAACUGGCAGCCAUGGUGGCUGUGGUGACUUCCUGACCUCGCUGAGCAGUGGCGCGUCCACCGGCCAGUCGGACAUGCUGUUUCAAGCCUGCACGGCGUUGAAGUCGUCCAUCUCCAUUACGGCAAGCCCAGUGGAAAGCGGAGGGAGGUAGACCCUCCUCGAUGAUAUGCGUCCUCCCGGAUGACCGGUCAUCGAGAGCUCAUCCCCGGCGUGCGGUCUCCACGACGCCUUUGAUCAGGGAAUGUAACGUCGUCACCGGGCUGUGAACGCUACACAUUCCACUGUGUCAUGACACGACAUCCCUUAGACGGUCCUUGUACAAGCGGUCAGAUGACAGCAGAAGCAUGCUGAUGACGUGUAGUGUUACGUGCCUCUUGCUUCUGCUGCUGCUGCUCACGGAAUGCUCAUCCACGGCUUACGACCUCAGCAGCUCGGAGCAGCCGCUGGCAAGGGAAAAGCUGCAGCUAGUGCAGCAGCAGCAACAGCAGCAGCAACAGCAGUCGCAGCCGCCUCCGUUCAAGCCUGGCCGCAAGACCAACUACGGCCUGCUCAAGUCCGAGCCGUGCAGCUCCGACCAGACGUGCAGCAUGCGGGAUCCGGCAUCCCGCUGCCUCGAACAGUUCUGCGUCUGUCAACACGGGUUCACGGACCAGUUCGGUGACCGCUGCAAGAAGCUCGUGCAGCUGGGCGAGACCUGCUCCGAGAACCUGGUCUGCUCCGGCGACGCCGUCCAGUGCUCAGACGAGCGAUGCGUCUGCGAACGAGGGUUCGCCGAGGACGAGGGCGCCUGCGUCAAGGUGGACCCAUCUCGGGCCUCCAGCCGCAUCCUGCUGUACGUGGUGUGCGCGGCGACUGUGCUGUUUGUGGUGGGCGGAAUGUCGUCCAUGCUCUACUCACAGGUCAGGCAGCGCCACUUCAAGGACCAGGCCUGCGACAACUGUUUCCUCGCCCAGUGCACGAUUCUCUGAACUGUUGUUGCCGUCUCGCGAGACCAUUCCUUCCCGAACAGCAGCUCGUGGCCUGAUCGUCGUCGCCACUGAACAAGCGUUGUCGAAGUGCGCAUGUGAGACAUGGACGGCCCGACGGUCAAAAUGAAACGCUGCCGAUGAAGCUGACUAAUAGCAGAACGUAUCGAAAUGUAACGCAACAUUAGAGCGACGAGUUUGACCUGUUUCAUUUGAAGCCAUGCAGAGGAGAUGUAAUGAUUGGUGUCAUGCUCCACAUUAAGUGCACUGCUUCUCAUGUGUCACGUGAAAUGUUCGUGUCGUUUGUGUGACUUGUAAAAACACGUUUUGAGCACACGUCACCCAUUUUUACGGUAUUUGGUGAGACAAGUUCUGCUCUUCCUGCUCUCUAUUAUGAAAGCGUCUUGCUCUGUCAUAUUUACGUUUUAUUAGACCUGUGCAUACAUGGGCACUAUGAAAACACAGCAUUCCGGUUUUCUCUCCACCCUCUAAUGACGGCACUGCUUUUAGAGACUACCAGCCGCGUCUUGGAAUUGCAAUGGCAGCUCUGCGGCUCCCAACACACGCCCCCUACCACCCGCUAUUGCACAGUCGUUCUCAAUACGAGUUUCAACAGCGCCCGUAGUUCAAGGGGCACCAUGCAGAGUGCACGGCGGCGCCGACAAAUGAAAAAUUGAGGAACUAAACACCGUUCCAAAUAACGGACUUACUAAACCAAUUUUUCCGUAUUUCGGCGCCGCCGUACAAUCUUGUCCUUUGACCAGGGGGACCGUGUUGCAGCUCAUACUGAACGUGACUGUACGUGCAUGUGUCAUUACACCAAGCGGCGUGUAUCCCGGGUUAUUAAAAAAUUAA